GCUCGGGGCCACAGCCACCGCCCGGCCGUCCUCCCGCCGCCCGCACCGCCGCCGCCCGCACCGCCGCCACUCCCGCCAUGGGUCGACAGAAGGAGCUGGUGUCCCGCUGCGGGGAGAUGCUCCACAUCCGCUACCGGCUGCUUCGCCAGGCUCUGGCUGAGUGCCUGGGGACCCUCAUCCUCGUGAUGUUUGGCUGUGGCUCCGUGGCCCAGGUGGUGCUCAGCCGGGGCACCCACGGUGGUUUCCUCACCAUCAACCUAGCCUUUGGCUUCGCUGUCACCCUGGGCAUCCUUGUUGCUGGCCAGGUCUCUGGGGCCCACCUGAACCCUGCUGUGACCUUUGCCAUGUGUUUCUUGGCACGUGAGCCCUGGAUCAAGCUGCCCAUCUAUGCCUUGGCUCAGACACUGGGAGCCUUCUUGGGUGCUGGAAUUGUUUUUGGGCUGUAUUAUGAUGCAAUCUGGGACUUCGCCAAGAAUGAGCUUGUAGUCUCGGGCCCCAAUGGCACAGCUGGCAUCUUUGCUACCUACCCCUCUGGACACUUGGACAUGGUCAAUGGAUUCUUCGACCAGUUCAUUGGCACAGCAUCCCUCAUCGUGUGUGUGCUGGCCAUUGUUGACCCCUACAACAACCCUGUCCCCCGUGGCCUGGAGGCCUUCACCGUGGGCCUGGUGGUCCUCGUUAUCGGCACUUCCAUGGGUUUCAACUCUGGCUAUGCUGUCAAUCCCGCCCGGGACUUCGGCCCUCGCCUUUUCACCGCCAUUGCUGGCUGGGGCUCUGAAGUCUUCACGACUGGCCGACACUGGUGGUGGGUGCCCAUCGUCUCUCCUCUCCUGGGCUCCAUUGCGGGAGUCUUUGUGUAUCAGCUCAUGAUCGGCUGCCACCUGGAGCAGCCUGCACCCUCCACUGAGCAGGAGAAUGUGAAGCUGGCCCAUGUGAAGCACAAGGAGCAGAUCUGAGUGGCCAGGGGCCACCUCCCCACCCUCUCUUGAGCAGCCACAGACUGUGCAGGGGCUGCUCCCUGGAAGCCUUUGUGGUCCCCCUCCCGGACUAAGAAACUCCGUCUACUCCCCCCCGCAGUGGGACGGCCUUCUUCAGGAUUCCCCACUGGACCCUGCCCAAACAGGACCUUAGGACACUGUCUUUAAGCUGUUUUGGGACAGGGAGUAGGGCCAACAUAUCUCUUUGUCUCCCCAAAAGUGAGAAUAGGCAGCUGGUGUUUGAGUGUGUGUGUGUAUGUGUGUGUGUGUGUGUGUGUGUGUGUGUGUGUGUGUGGUUUCCUAGAUAUCAGGGCAAGGGACCAAGUGGAAAGGAUUCUAGCUGUGGGGGGAGCCUAGGGAAAGGUCCAUCUGUGGUAUGUCCCCUCUGUGAGUGAGGAAAGUGCCAGGGGUCUGCAUGUUUUGGGGGCUCCAUGUCGAGGAGGGUCCAGAUAUGUGUUUCUGAGUGUGUGUGUGUAUGUGUGUGUGUGUGUGUGUGCACGCGCGUGCACCCUUUUUCUAGCAGGGGGUUUCUACAGGCUUUGGGGGAGGUAGGGUGGGAAUAUGGAGGUAGGACCAGGAGGAGGAGACCCCAGCCCAGGUGUGGAGCUCUGGCUGUACAUAAGUAGGAGCAGAGAACGUAUUUCUGUCAUAAUGUAGGCAUGUGUGGUGGUGGGGUGAAGUCCAGGUAUAAGUUUCAUGUUUUUUGGUUUUUUAAAAAAUAUACAUAGUAGAUGUUACAGUUUUAAGGAUGGGGGUUGGGAGACUCUACUUAAAAUAGGGUCUUCACCCCUUUAAUUCUCCACUCAACACAUGUACUCUUUUGCCUUUUAUAUAUAUAUAUAUAUAUAUAAAAAACAAUAAAAUGUGUGCCUAAAACUGCCAA
Leopardus geoffroyi (Geoffroy's cat) is the source of this 1860-nucleotide messenger RNA. RefSeq names its product aquaporin 3 (Gill blood group) (gene AQP3). The coding region runs from base 78 to 956 and encodes 292 amino acids. The transcript has 6 exons. Gene Ontology annotation, cellular component: plasma membrane; basolateral plasma membrane. Gene Ontology annotation, molecular function: urea transmembrane transporter activity; water channel activity; glycerol channel activity. Gene Ontology annotation, biological process: glycerol transmembrane transport; water transport. The record is from RefSeq and is a predicted model, not a curated record. Lineage: Eukaryota; Metazoa; Chordata; Mammalia; Carnivora; Felidae.